Gongylonema pulchrum is the source of this 276-nucleotide messenger RNA. Lineage: Eukaryota; Metazoa; Nematoda; Chromadorea; Rhabditida; Gongylonematidae. The record is from the annotation of a GenBank genome assembly.
UUGGAAUGCAUCUUUCAGGAGGAACCAGAAUCCGAAGAAGAAAUUGUGAAGACCAGCAAGCCUGCGAAAGACCUCGAGGAUUCGGAUGAAUGGGGUUCGGAUUCAGAAGCUUCAUCGGAUAGCGAUUCAGAUUUGGAUCUCGAAGGCAAACAGAUGGAAGAUUUGCGUAGAUUCUUCCUAAAGAAGGAAUUCAAAGAAGGUGGAGAAACAGAUGCUAAGGAAAAACGACAAGCAGAAAGGGCGCAAAAACAGAAGGAGCGUGAAGCGAAGGAAAAA